AUGGCUCAACGUAGACGACAAUUGAAUGUUGAUUUAAAUUAUUAUGAACUUCCGACCACAAUAACGCGGAUAGAUACGAUUCGCGAAAAGUUGAUCCGAGAGCUUUCUCAACAAUAUCCCGAUCUUUCCAACGUAACUUCAAAGGAACUUUCACUAUUUCUUGGCCAAUUUCAAAAGUUUCAAGAGGAUGCUUUAGGGCGUUUAACUCCACGAUUUGAUAAGAUUCCUCCAAAAAUCCCUGCAAAGCUAUUUAAAUUAGAACCAGCGCCUGGUCUUAACUUACCGAUCUAUCAUACUAUUCGUACAGCAUAUAAAUUUCGAGCACAAAAAAAAUGGAAACGUUGGGAUUGGGAACUUAACCGAAAUGAGUUGAUAGAAAUGGUAAAACAGAUCAGAACUCAUUUGGAGUCUAAAGGAUUUAUUAGAAAAUUUAUGAUAUUACUUGGAGAAUCUGUAGCAGGAGGUACACAUAGACAAGAACUAAUUGAACAUAUAAAUAAUUUAGGAGGGCAAGUAACUCAUGACCUUACAAGGGCGACACAUAUUAUACAUGCCACGAAUGAGCAUAAUUAUGAUGCAGACGAAGAGUGGUAUAGAACUUUAGAAAAAAAGGAUGGUAAAGUUUUGUUGCAUUGGUGGUACUACCCAGAUUCGUAUGACUCAUGGCUGGACGAAGGAGAGCAUGCAGAUCCUGAACCAAAUCCCAUUCAUCAUGGUCCCUGGAAUGUAUCAGAGCGAUGGCUCAGAGAUAGUGCCGAAUUCAAUGAAUGGAUGAACGAAGAAGACUACGAAAUAACCGAUUCAAAAUUGAAUGCUGAAGAACAUUCUGGCAUUUCAGAGUCAGAAGCUUCGCCAACGAAUAAACGAAACUUGGAUUCUUUAGAAUCACCUUCGAAGAUGGAGGUUGAUGUUCGUCCCACAAUAGGUGCUAAACGUCCGAGAUUAAGAUCACCAGAUCAUGAUACUGUACCGGAACAUCCAAAUAUGUCACUCGUAGAUAUUGAACAGGAGGCAUCACGUGCUGGAGGAAUUCGUGCAAAGAAAAACGAAUUUGACCCUGUGAUUGGUGGAGAAAUUGCAAAUAUUUCUCAAUUAGUUCCAGCCGAAAGAUCUACUAAUGAAGAUGCACAACAAAAUCUUGAAGAUCCUGAAGCUGUAGACGAGAAUGUAGAUACGGUUAAUAUAACGUCAAACAUGGAAGGAGUUCGAAUUCCUGCUAACAAUAAUAACAUUGAUGUUGAAAUGACCGAGCAAGACCAAAAUAAUAUAUCCAGUGGACGUGCCGAGCAUAAAGUUUCAACUAAUCCUGCAGCAAAAGAGUUAGAUGAAGAUGAACACAUGGCAACCGCAGAUGAUAAUAGACAAAUAGAUGAUGAUACAAAUGAACCCUUGUCUGAUACCGUUAUCCCCCAAGAGGUUCUUUCCGCAAAUGAUGAAGAUGAAAAGAAACGACUUGAAGAAGAAGCCCGAAAGUAUUUAUCAGAACAAACACAAGAAAUUGUGAUUCCUUCAUACUCUGCAUGGUUCAAUAUGUCAACCGUUCAUCCUAUUGAGAAAAAAUCUUUGCCAGAGUUUUUCAAUAAUAGAAACAAGUCGAAAAAUCCCAGUAUAUAUAAAGAAUAUAGAGAUUUUAUAAUAAAUACUUAUCGUCUUAAUCCAGGUGAAUAUUUGACAGUCACAGCCUGUCGCAGGAAUUUGGCGGGUGAUGUGUGUGCAGUUAUUCGUUUACAUGCUUUCUUAGAACAGUGGGGUUUAAUUAAUUAUCAAGUUGAUCCGGAUACUCGACCAUCUCCAGUUGGACCUUCAUUCACAGGACAUUUUCGUAUCACAGCAGAUACGCCAAGAGGACUUCAACCUUUUCAACCACUUGGACCUUCGACUGCCUUAUCAAAUUCUGUUGCGACUACAUCUACAGUUAACACAAUAUCUAGUAUGGCUAAUGAACCAUCAAUCACUGCGAAUCCAAAAGUUGAUAAAGUUUUUGGUAUCCGUCAAAAUGUUUAUCAAUCUGGAAUGAAUAUGGUUGCUACUCCUGGCUCACAAGAUGAAACUGGGAGUGUUGCUGCUGAUUCGGGAUCGAAUGAACAAAAACAAUACCAUUGCGUUACGUGUGGCGUUAAUUGUACUCGCGUUCGUUAUCACAGUGUGAAGACUCAAAAUUUUGAAUUGUGUACAAAUUGUUAUUUGGAAGGACGAUAUCCUACAUCAAUGUAUAGUGGCGACUUCUUGAAAAUGGAGGAAACGCCAUUCAAGCAUGCUCAAGAUGACGAUUGGACAGAACAAGAAAAUUUGGAUCUUUUGGAAGGUGUAGAAUUAUACGAAGAUGACUGGAAUAAAAUUUCUGAACAUGUUGGCACUCGUACUCGGGAACAAUGCAUUUUACACUUUUUGGAAUUCCCAAUCGAGGAUCCUCUUAAUGAAACUAAAAUGUCAGAUCUGGGGCCACUUCAAUAUCAACGUAUACCUUUCAGUCAAGCGGAUAAUCCUGUUAUGUCAGUGGUUGCUUUCUUAGCAUCAGUAGUCAACCCAGGCGUCGCGGCAGCUGCUGCAAAGUCUGCGCUGAAAGAACUAUCUCUUCAUAAUAAGAAAUCUGCAAACAAAGAAAUAAAUGGCGUCAAUGGCAUAAGGUCUGGCGAGCCAAGUGAAACAGCUGCAAGCACACCAAUGGCUGAUGUUAAAAUUGGGGAUGAAAUGGAUACGGAGGGAGCAACUGGGCUAAAACCAGAUCCAGAACAGACUCCUGAAGAAGCAGCGACCUCUGAUUCAGUCCCUCGCCAGAAGUUAUUAGAAAGAGCUGGUGCAACAGCAAUGGGCGCAGCUGCUGCAAAAGCUAAAGUACUUGCGGACUAUGAAGAACGGGAAAUUCAACGCCUUGUCAAUGCAGUUAUCGAAAAUCAAUUGAAAAAACUCGAGCUUAAACUUCAACAAUUUGAAGAAUUGGAAAAUGCUCUCGAGAACGAAAAGAAAGAACUAGAGAAGCAGCGUCAAUUGUUAUAUAAUGAACGUUUAGCAUUUAAAAAAAACACUAUAAUUAUGCAGGACCAAUUAAGAAAUGUACAAGCUAGCAGUAGUGGUCCGAAACCUCCAACAAGUGGGCAUGGUUAUCUAAAUUCAAGCAAUAGUCGGAUUAUAUCAAAGAUCGAGUAUCAACAGCAACAGCAGAUUCGACAGCCAGUUGGACCAUUAAGUCAAGAGCAAGGAAGUGAUGAUCCUGUUCUGAUGAACAUUUAA
Molecule: messenger RNA, 3231 nt
Organism: Dentiscutata erythropus
Lineage: Eukaryota; Fungi; Glomeromycota; Glomeromycetes; Diversisporales; Gigasporaceae
Source: the annotation of a GenBank genome assembly